Verruconis gallopava is the source of this 739-nucleotide messenger RNA. RefSeq lists its product as uncharacterized. The transcript has 2 exons. Bases 144 to 554 code for a protein of 136 amino acids. NCBI's taxonomy places the organism in Eukaryota, Fungi, Ascomycota, Dothideomycetes, Venturiales, Sympoventuriaceae. The record is from RefSeq and is a predicted model, not a curated record.
CUUUAACUUAGCCCACGUCCCCUGAAGGAACAACCUUGACCCGUUUGUUCCAAAACCUCAGUCUCCCAAUUGCAUCUCCUCUUGUGCGCACGAUUCGUUCUUUUAUCGUUCAGUCGCAUCAUAUUUCACAGCACAGAGCGAUCAUGGUGGAGAUCAAUUUCUUCGCGGCCCUGCUAUCCACAGUACUCCUUAGCCUCGUGACUGUGGCUAUCAUCAGGCCCCAAGAGACGUACAAGUACUUCCAGCGCAAGCGCUACCGAUAUGAUGUCACCCUCGCGCUUUACAUGCUUACGCCCACAGAGUGUUUCAUCUUCAACUCUAUCCUCUUCCUUACCCUGACGCUCCUCACAAUAGCGGCUUGCCUAUACCUACCGGACCAUGUCUCCACAAUCACAAGGAGGGUGUACUACUAUUGCUUCGGAGACAACGGUCUCGCCGGAGCUGCCGCAGCAACGGCCCUCAAAAAUGCCAGCGUUAUUGCGGAGAGCGUCGCCACUGCAGCUAGUAGGAAAACAAGUGGAGAAAUGGCAAGAGAGAUGCUGAACGUUCACUGAGUCGAGCCACUUCAAAACAAGGCAUGGGAGCUUGGAUCGUGUCCUUGUAGUAUCAAAGCAUAGCGCAGGAGUUAAGGGUAUUUUUGGUGUCAAUAGAGCAGUGUAUAUUCGAACGUCAAUCUUCAUUUCUAUUUCACUUUCCAAUCAUAGAGAAGCGCGUGGCAUCUGCUACGACAGUCAUAUAG